Dioscorea cayenensis subsp. rotundata (Guinea yam) is the source of this 1721-nucleotide messenger RNA. RefSeq names its product cytochrome P450 81Q32-like. Gene Ontology annotation, molecular function: oxidoreductase activity, acting on paired donors, with incorporation or reduction of molecular oxygen; heme binding; iron ion binding. Lineage: Eukaryota; Viridiplantae; Streptophyta; Magnoliopsida; Dioscoreales; Dioscoreaceae. The record is from RefSeq and is a predicted model, not a curated record. Bases 45 to 1625 code for a protein of 526 amino acids. The transcript is spliced from 2 exons.
UCUAUCAUUCAAAUUACAACAGUGACAAAAGAGAAGCGCAAGCAAUGAACCAAGAAAGCAAGAAAGAGUACAUAGUUCAAACCAUGAAUACAAUAAUCUUCACAACCAUAAUACUCAUCAUCCUCAUCAAACUUCUCAUCUUCUCCAAAACUCAAAACAAGAACAAGAUUAAGAAACCACCAAGUCCCACUUCACUCCCAAUACUUGGUCACCUCCAUCUCCUCAUAAACAACAAACAACCACUCUACAAAACUCUCACUCAACUCUCCAUCAACCAUGGCCCCAUCAUGCUCCUCCGUUUUGGCUUUCGGCAUGUUCUCAUCGUCUCGUCGUUCUCUGCUGCAACUGAGUGCUUCACCAACCUCGACAUCAUAUUUGCAAACCGUCCCAAACUCCCCACCGAAGGUCAUCUAACAUACAAUCACACCACUCUCGGCACCUCUUCUUAUGGUCCUCACUGGCGUAACAUCCGCCGCAUCGUCGCCGUCCAUCUCUUCUCUUCAGCGAAGCUCAACUCAUCAUCCAUCAUCCGUGCUUCAGAGACACAUGCACUUGUCCGGCGCUUGUUCAAAGGUGGCAGUGAGUUCAAGAGAGUGAAUAUCAGGACAGUGUUGCAUGAGAUUGUGUUGAAUGUGAUGAUGAUGUUGGUGGCCGGAAAGAGGUAUUAUGUGGAUGAAGGAGUAGGUGCGGAUGUGGAUGAAGUCAAGUGGUUUGAGGAGAUGGUGGAGGAGACGUUCAAGCUUAGUGGGAUGUCAAAUGUCAGGGAUUUCUUACCGGAGUUGUUGAGGGUCGUGGAUGUGCAUGGAGUGGAGAAGAAGUUGGCGAGGUUGGAGAAGAUGUGGGAUGAGUACUUGCAGAGGUUGAUAGAUGAGUUGAGAGGCAAACUUGGCAAUGGAAAUCAUGAUAAUGAGUCCAUUAUUAGAAUGACGCUUAUUGGUACUUUGCUAUCAAUGCAAGAAGAUGAAGACCCAGAUUAUUACACUGAUAAUCUCAUCAAAGCACAAGUCCUGAGUCUUUUAUCUGCUGGAACGGAUACAUCAUCCGCGACGAUAGAAUGGGGAUUGUCACUGCUAGUAAACCAUCCUCAAGUUUUGAAAAAGGUUCAAGAUGAGAUUGAUGAACUUGUAGGACAUGACAGACUAAUCAAAGAGUUUGAUAUCCCUAACCUUCCUUACCUUCAUUGCAUUGUGCUUGAAAUUCUUAGGCUUUAUCCUGCAGCACCAUUACUUCUCCCUCAUGAAUCAUCUCAAGAAUGCAAGGUCUUCGGCUUCGACAUCCCUCGUGGGACGAUACUAGUGGUGAAUGCUUAUGCUAUGCAUAGAGACCCGGAGAUAUGGGAAGAUGCAUUGGUGUUUAAGCCUGAGAGAUUUUUAGGUGGAGAGGAGAAAGUGAAGAAGAUGAUGCCUUUUGGGAUGGGGAGAAGGAGGUCUCCUGGUGAAGGACUUAGUUUUAGGCUUGUUGAGUUGGUGCUUGGGGCUCUAGUGCAGUGUUUUGAGUGGGAGAGAGUUGAGGAUGAGGAGGUGAGCAUGGAGGGAGGAGCUGGUUUGGAUAUGCAUAAGGCUAUGGCACUUGAGCUUAUGUGCAAACCUCGUCCAGAUUUGAUUGCUGUUAUCUCUGGACUUUAAAUCUUUAGAAGUGUGUUUUUUUAAGGUUAAAUAAGUCACAUAAUUCAAUGUCAAUUUUUGAGUUGGAUGGAAAUAAAAUACCAAUCUUCUUUCUUA